GGAAAAACAAACAAAGUGCAGUCGCAGCAUCAGCUGUUAGCGUCGAGCUUCUUGACAUUAAAAGGACGGAGCAACAGCAGCAGCUUUGGGAGAGAGACCGUCAUUCAUCAUGAAGUGUCUGGUGUUCAUGCUGUUGGUGGCGCUGAGCAGCGCUAAAUUCUUGGAACGCUGUGAAUGGGCGCGAAUGCUGAAGGCGCAGGGGAUGGACGGCUAUAAAGGCUACAGCAUCAGCGACUGGCUUUGUUUGACCCAGAGCGAGUCGUAUUAUAACACCAAAGCCACCAACCACGACUCUGACGGCUCCACCUGCUAUGGCAUCUUCCAGGUCAACAGCUACUAUUGGUGUUACGACGGCCAGGGGCACACUUCAAAUUUAUGUCAAGUCAACUGCAGCGAACUCCUGAAGGACGACGCCGUUGCGGCGAUCAAGUGUGCCAAAUAUGUCGUUCAGUAUCACAACGGCAUGAACGCCUGGGUUUCCUGGGGGCGUCACUGUGAGGGUCGUGACCUGAGCUACUUCGUGAGUGGAUGUGGAGUUUAACCGACGUCUGGAACCUGCAGAGCCACGUCUCUUAUUCAUGGUUAUAAAUUAAUGAUGCUUAUUUUAAAAACCACAAUAAAAUGUUGAUUUGACAAAGAUUCCACCCUGUGUUCAUUGGUCGUACACCAACACUUUGGGUGAAUCAAUAAUUCUCCAGAAAAACUGCUGC
Molecule: messenger RNA, 710 nt
Organism: Solea senegalensis (Senegalese sole)
Lineage: Eukaryota; Metazoa; Chordata; Actinopteri; Pleuronectiformes; Soleidae
Product: lysozyme C-like
Exons: 4
Coding region: 110-541 (143 amino acids)
Molecular function (GO): lysozyme activity
Source: RefSeq, a predicted model, not a curated record